This is a messenger RNA of Oldenlandia corymbosa var. corymbosa, 1887 nucleotides long. Lineage: Eukaryota; Viridiplantae; Streptophyta; Magnoliopsida; Gentianales; Rubiaceae. The record is from the annotation of a GenBank genome assembly.
UCACCGCAUGCGCCAUCAACCAUGUCUCAUCAGUGCCGCCAAAAAUGUACCAGUCUCCCGCCACACACAUCCAAUAUUCUGCUUAGCAAAACUUAGCUCCAAAUCGAUAAUUACUCAAACAUAAAGCGAUUCAUCUAAUAUGUUCAUUGAAGUGACAUGUUGAUAAAACUCACAGCUUUAUACAGUAGGCCAUAAAUCAUAAACUCUGUUUCAGAGAACAAAAGAAUGAAUUCAUCAGUUGUAGAAUCAGAAACCAAAUGUGAAAUCAAUAAGAAGCAGCCUCAUGCUGUGUGUAUUCCAUUUCCAGCUCAGGGACACAUAAAUCCCAUGAUCGAACUAGCCAAACUUCUUCACAGCAAAGGCUUCCGCAUCACUUUUGUCAACACAGAGUACAACCACCGGCGGCUACUCAAAUCCAGAGGACCCGGAUCUUUAGAUGGCUUUCCUGGCUUCAGAUUCCAGUCAAUCCCAGAUGGGCUUCCUCCUCCGGUUGCGGCUGAGGACGGUGGAGGCAGUGCCGGAGAUUCCACUCAGGAUAUCCCAUCUCUUUGUGAUUCAACCGCUAAGAAUUUCUUGGCUCCCUUUCUUGCACUCCUCAAGAAGCUUAACUCGCCGGCGAGUUGUGUAGUUUGUGAUGCCAUCAUGUGUUUUGCUAUUGAUGCCGCUCGGGAAAUUGGUGUUCCCGGGUAUUGUUUCCGGACUACCUGCGCCGCCUCCUUCUUCGCCAACCGAAAUCUGCCCGGUUUGAUACAAAAAGGAAUCUUGCCUCUCAAAGAUUCAGCUUGCUUAACAAAUGGUUACUUGGAGUCCCGAUUAGAUUGGAUACCGCCGCUAAAAAAUGUUCGCCUGAGGGAUCUCGCUACCUUUAUAAGAACAACUGAUCUAAACGAUGUGAUGCUGAACUUCAUCAUUUCACAAGCGCAAGAGGUUUCAAAAGCAUCAGGCAUAAUAUUCAACACUUUUGACGAUCUUGAAAAUGAAGUAUUGGCUGAUCUGUCUUUAAUCUGCCCUCCAAUUUACACCUUUGGCCCUGUUCAUUUCCUCAUCAAUCAGCAUCCACAAAACAAAAGUCUAAACUCCCUUGGAGGAAGCCUCUGGAAAGAAGACCAGGAAUGCCUGGAAUGGUUAUACUCCAGAGCUCGAAACUCGGUGGUGUAUGUGAACUUUGGUAGCAUCACGGUCCUGACUCCGCAGCAAUUAGUAGAGUUUGCCUGGGGAUUGGCUGACAGCAAAAAGGAUUUCCUGUGGGCAAUUAGACCGGAUGCAGUUACGGGAGAUUGUAAAGUGAAUUUGCCAUCGGAAUUUUUCGAGGAAACAGAACAGAGAGGCCUGAUUGUGAAAUGGUGCCCUCAAGAACAAGUGCUUAACCAUCCUGCCAUUGGAGCUUUCUUAACUCAUUGUGGAUGGAAUUCUAUGCUGGAAAGCAUAGCCAGUGGCGUGCCGAUGAUUUGCUGGCCAUUUUUCGCGGAUCAGCAAAUCAAUUGUAGGUUUGCUUGUGUUGAGUGGGGUGUUGGCUUGGAGAUUGAUAGUAAUGUCAACAGAGUUGAAGUGGCCAAGGCUGUAACAGAAUUGAUUGAUGGAGAAAAGGGGAAGCAAUUGAAGACUAAUGCCAUCAAAUGGAAGAACAAGGCAGCAGAAGCCACCAGUUCUGUAAAUGGUUCUUCAUACUUGAACUUGGACAAAUUAGUUGCACAUAUGUUAAGCAAGCAAUAGGUUAUUUGUUGAGACUGUUUUUUUGUUCCAUGUCAAUAAUUCUUGCUUUAGUGUCAUUUAUUUUCUGAAAUUAGAUCACUGUAGAAGAGUUAGAAAUGUCUCUUCCUCUUCUUUUUUUUUUUUUUUUUUUUCCAUGUUUUUCGUUAUUCAAAAAUGAUUACUGAAAAAUUCUGC